Capronia epimyces CBS 606.96 is the source of this 3261-nucleotide messenger RNA. RefSeq lists its product as uncharacterized. The transcript is spliced from 2 exons. Gene Ontology annotation, cellular component: nucleus; cytoplasm. Gene Ontology annotation, biological process: protein import into nucleus. Gene Ontology annotation, molecular function: nuclear import signal receptor activity; small GTPase binding. The record is from RefSeq and is a predicted model, not a curated record. Bases 1 to 3261 code for a protein of 1086 amino acids. Lineage: Eukaryota; Fungi; Ascomycota; Eurotiomycetes; Chaetothyriales; Herpotrichiellaceae.
AUGGACCAACAAAGAUUUGUUCAGCAGCUUGCAAUUGUCCUAGAUCCUAAGAAGGGCGAUGUCAAGAACGCCACCAGCGUGCUUCAGAACGAAUUCUACAAGCACCCCGAGUCCCUCCUCUUUCUCAUUCAACUCGUCAUUUCACACGAUAGUCCCGAUCUGAAGCAACUUGCCGCUACUCAAGCCCGUCCUUUAGUAUCGAAACACUGGUCCAAGAUCCCUGCCGACCAACGACAACAUGCGAGAAGCCAGCUCUUCCAGGCUGCCCUCUCCGAACCCUCUUCUCUUGUCCGACACUCUUCAUCUCGUCUGAUUAGCUCAAUCGCAAAGAUUGACCUUGACGAUGGCGAGUGGCCCGAAUUGCCAGGCAUGCUGCAACAGGCAGCCACGAGUUCUAAGGCAGCCGAGCGUGCUGUAGGAGUGUACGUGCUUUACAGCAUUCUCGAGACGAUGGGUGAUGGAUUCAGUUCAAAAUUCAAGGAGCUGUUUGUGCUGUUUAGCACGACAAUCAAAGACCCGGAGAGCCUCGAAGUGCGGGUCAAUACCAUGCUGGCAAUAUCAAAGAUGGCUCUUGUCGUCGAUCCAGACGAGGACCAAGCAUCGAUCAAAGCAUUCCAAAACAUAUUCCCCUCCAUGGUCGCUGUCCUGAAAGACACGAUUGAUGCCGGAAAGGACGAACAAAUCAUGCUGACCUUCGAGGUCUUCAACACCCUGUUGACUGCCGAGUACCAACUCAUGUCAAAGCACUUUCAAGAAUUGGUCGUCUUCAUGAACGACAUCGCUAGCAACACUAACAUGACUGACGAUGUUCGAACUCAAGCUAUUAGCUUUCUCAUGCAGUGUGUGAUCUACAGAAGACUCCGUGUGCAGGGUGCCAAAAUGGGGGAACCCUUGACGAAGAGUAUGCUCCAGAUUGUCACAGAGAUAGAUGACGAUUCUUCCGAUGAAGACGAUAUCACACCCGCUCGAUCAGCGCUGGGGCUGAUCGAUACCAUGGCCCAGUCUCUCCCUGCCAGCCAGGUUGUGGUGCCACUACUAGAUGCAUUGCCCCAGUUUUCAAACAGUCCGGAUCCAAAGUACCGCCGAGCGGGUAUACUCGCCCUGGGAAUGGCCGUCGAAGGCGCCCCCGACUUCUUGAGCACUCAGUUGUCUUCGGUAUUGCCUGUUCUCUUUACUCUAUUAGAGGAUUCGCAGGUUACUGUCCGACAAGCCGCUCUGCAGACGACCGCCCGACUCGCAGAUGACAUGCCAGAAGAUGUUACCAAUCAGCACGAGAAGUUGAUGCCGUUGCUGGUCAAGAACCUGACUGCUGCUAUGAGUGUGUACAAGGGUGAGGAGGAAGGGCCCGCUGUUGAUAUUAUGAAGUCCGGCACAAGUGCCAUUGACGCGGUCGUCGAUGGUAUGGAUGCGCAAGACGCCGUCCAAUACCUGGAUAAGUUGGCUCCGCUUUUGCAGCGACUCUUCAAACAUCCCGACUUCAAGAUCAAAGCGUUGGCGGCGGGUGCGCUCGGGUCACUGGCUUCGACAGUCGAGGCACCCUUCCUACCGUACCUCGCGGAAUCCAUGAACUCUAUGCAAGAGUACAUCUUGAAGAAGGAGAGCGAGGAGGAGCUCGACCUUCGCGCCAGUUGCACAGAUGCGAUUGGGGAGAUGGCUGUUGCUGUCGGGGCUGCCGAAUUCAAAGACUAUGUACGUCCACUUAUGCAAGCAAGUGAGGAAGCCUUGCACCUUGACCACUCAAGACUCAAGGAGAGUACAUAUAUCUUGUGGGGUUCUCUGGCCAAGGUCUACGAAGAAGACUUUGCUCCUUUCCUUGGUGGUGUGGUGCAGGGGCUCUUUGCAUGCAUUGACCAAGAAGAAGCGGACUUGGAGGUCUCACUCGGAGAAAGCGCAAAAGAUCUACUUGGAAAGGAAGUGACCAUCGCAGGCCAAAAGGUCAAGGUUGCAGCGGCGGAUAGUGACGACGACGCUGAGGAUGGCACUAUCGAAGACAUUGACAUCGAUGGUGAAGACGACAGCGACUGGGGCGAUCUGGCAACCGUCACACCAAUUGCUCUUGAAAAGGAGAUUUCAAUCGAGGUGAUAGGCGAUAUUGUCUCCAACACCAAGACAGCCUACCUACCAUAUUUUGAGAAAACGAUCGAGAAGCUGCUCCCCUUGUCAGAGCACAGCUAUGAGAAUGUGCGGAAGGCCACCAUCAGUACCUUGCACCGGGCGUAUGCUGCGUUGUACGAUGUGUCAGAGGAGUCCGGCCAACUUCAGAAGUGGAGGCCAGGUCUUCCGGUCCAAGUCGAACCAACACAAGAGCUCAAGAAAUUCGGCGAGAUUCUAAUGACUGCGACGUUGAAUGUGUGGACCGAAGAAGACGAUACUGCCACGGUUACAGAGAUCUCAAGAUCUCUCUCGGAGAAUCUCAAAAUGACAGGACCGUCUCUUCUCUCCUACCCUGAAGUCCUUGCCAAGAUCAUUCAGACGGUGACCGAUCUGAUAACCAAGAAGCACCCGUGCCAAAUUGACCUGGCGGACGAAGGACUGGACGAAGAAGAUCUGGAAUCUACAGAACUAGAAUGGUUGGUCGUUGACAGCGCUAUGGAUGUUAUCUCUGGCCUUGCUGCCGCCCUUGGCCCCACUUUCGGUGAAAUCUGGAAGAUCUUCGAGAAACAAGUCUUGCGUUACGCGAGUGGUGGUGAAGCACUCGGCCGCGCGUCUGCUUGCGGCGUCCUUGCAGAGGUCAUUACCGGGAUGGAAGGCGCAGUCACCCCUUACACGUCACAGAUGUUGAACGUACUGCUCAAGCGUCUCAGUGAUGAGGAUCCGCAGACCAAGUCCAAUGCAGCGUACGCUGUCGGCCGUCUCGUCGAAUACUCCAGCGACGACGCCACCAUCGUCAAAGCAUACCCUCAGAUUCUUCAAAAACUCGAACCCAUCCUUCACAUUCGUGAAGCACGCUGCACAGACAAUGCAGCUGGCUGUGUGGCGCGUCUGAUUCUGAAACACAAGGACAAGGUACCCGUGUCGCAGGUCCUGCCAGCUCUCGUCGAAGCUGAAAUCCUACCUCUGAAGGACGAUUUCCAGGAAAAUGAGCCAGUGUGGAAGAUGAUUGUCGAGCUCUACCGUCUCCAAGACCCGACAGUACAACAGCUUACUCCUAAGCUCGCUCCAAUUAUGCUGAGCGUGCUCGGUGAGCCGCAGGAUCAGUUGACCGAUGAGGUACGAGAGCAGGUGCAGGCCCUUGUGGAACACUUGAAGAGCAUACACUAG